AUUAACUCCCACCAUCAGAAUUUUCUCUGCGAAAAUUUCUUAAUUUCCUCGCAAGUCAAACAGAUUUUACCUCUUAUCUCCGAACCAUCUCAUCUAUGGCUCGUACCAAGCAAACAGCUAGGAAAUCAACCGGAGGAAAAGCUCCGAGGAAGCAGCUAGCUACAAAGGCCGCGCGUAAGUCCGCUCCGGCGACCGGUGGAGUGAAGAAGCCUCACCGUUUCAGGCCAGGAACUGUUGCUUUGAGAGAGAUCCGUAAGUAUCAGAAGAGCACUGAACUGUUGAUCAGGAAGCUUCCUUUCCAGAGGUUGGUGAGGGAAAUCGCGCAAGAUUUCAAGACCGAUCUGAGGUUCCAAAGCAGCGCCGUCGCUGCUCUUCAAGAAGCGGCGGAGGCUUAUCUUGUCGGACUGUUUGAAGACACUAAUUUGUGUGCAAUUCAUGCUAAGAGAGUUACAAUCAUGCCUAAGGAUAUCCAGCUUGCUAGGAGGAUUAGAGGUGAGAGAGCUUAGGUUGCCUGUAUUUACUUGAUUGAUUAUAAAAUUUAGAAAGAUCUAGAUCUUGGAUUUAGUUUCUGGAAUUUGCUUUCUCGGCAAAAUCUUUAUGUAAACGGAGGUGUAUUUCAAUGGAGGUUUAGUAUUUUCGUUUGUUUAAA
Messenger RNA from Gossypium raimondii (Peruvian cotton), 649 nucleotides. Its product is annotated as histone H3.2. Gene Ontology annotation, molecular function: structural constituent of chromatin; protein heterodimerization activity; DNA binding. The coding region runs from base 96 to 506 and encodes 136 amino acids. The record is from RefSeq and is a predicted model, not a curated record. The transcript has a single exon. Gene Ontology annotation, cellular component: nucleosome. NCBI's taxonomy places the organism in Eukaryota, Viridiplantae, Streptophyta, Magnoliopsida, Malvales, Malvaceae.